UAUGCGGCGAGAAAAUUCCAUUUUAUAGACCGUCCGUAUAUUUUUAAAAACUUCGUCUUUUUCUUCAGUCGUGAAUUUGUCUCCCGCCCUCCCUUUCAACGUAAUUUCCUGAUCCUUCUCUUUUUUUAUUUUUCAUCAAAGUAAUAAUUUUUCUAAUAAAAUUAUGCUUCGUCAUCGCUUAAGGACUCGUCGGCCCUGCUAUCUUCUUUAUCCGCGACGGUUUUCCUCCUCCUCUAAAAACCCCAUCGAAUGCCCUAACAAUCUCAAUAAUUCCUUUCCCGUCCCUUCCCGAUCGCCGCAACCGCAAAUUUUUCAAAAUCAUCUUUCAACUCUCCCUUCCAAAACCACCUCUUUUUCUCGAAAUUCCGUUUUGGCCCUCUCCGCCACCCUCCUCUCCGCUCUUGUCGCUUCCGUCGCUGUCUUUUCCGCCAAUAAAGGCAACGAAGCCUACGACGCUAACCCUAACCCUAGAAAAAGCCCUCUUUACGAAUCAAUUGAGCACACGAUCCAUAAAUCAAAUGAGUCCUUCAAGAGGAUCGUCCAUCACGCGAAACAAACCAGCGUCGCUGCCUCUGUUUUGUGGCAAUCGCUCAGGUCGGUGAUGUCGUCCGCAAACGACGAAGUUCGGGCAGGGUUCGAGCUUCGCGUAGCGUCAUUUCUUGCCGACAUUGCCGCCGCCAAUGCUAGUCGAAGGAAGGCUAUCGUGAGCGCCGGCGGCGGCGCGGUGGUUGACUGGCUGCUGGAGACGGUAGCAGUGGGAAAACCGGAUGUUAUCAGCACUCAGGCCGAGGCGGCGAGGGCGUUGGCUUACCUAAUUGCGGAUCCCGACGUGCGCAAAGACGUACUUGGAAGAGCAGGUGCCAUCCCCUAUUUGUUGAGGUUCAUUUUUUCAUCUCAACCUCAAAAUAAAUCUAAAAGACAUCCGGGACGUAGUUCAUUCGAUAUUUCUGAUUCUUUGAAAGGUAGAAGUAUGCUUGUGGCUGCUAUAAUGGAUAUUGUUACAUCCAAUUGUGACAGUGUAGAAAGGGCAUCUUUUAAGCCUUGGUUACCAGGGAAUGCGGAAAUGAGAGAUAUUGCAGCAGCCAUUCAAGUUAUUGAGGAAGGUGGCAUGCAUUUAGACGAGGGAGAGAGAAAUGAUGACAAUGAUGGGGGAAGAGGGAUGAAGGGGAUUGGGAUUAAAAUUCUUGAAGGAACGACUGUUAUAGGGCUGUCGAGAACAAGUGAGUAUAUGAAGUUAGAUCAUUCAAAUGUUACCCGUGUGGCAUUAGAUAGGGAUACUUCGAAAACACUUACUUUGUUGAAUAAGCAUGACAGUUCGGUGGGACAAGCCAAUUUGUCUGCUGCUGUUGUUCCUGGUCUUUGGGAUGAUUUGCAUUCCCAGCAUGUUGCUGUGCCUUUUGCUGCAUGGGCAUUAGCCAACUGGGCAAUGGCAUCGGAGAUCAAUAGGUCCCAUAUUGAAGAACUGGAUCGAGAUGGAGAGGCUGUCAUGACUGCUUUGCUAGCAGCUGAGAGAUCUGUGAAAUGGCAUGGUAGCUUGGUGGCUUGGUUGUUAUUGGAAGAUCAUAAUCUUCCCUUAAAAGACUCUGUCUCUGAUUGGGCCUCCAGUCUUCUUUCUACUGCUUCACAUGCAAGCGAAAAUGAAGACAUUUCCUUAACUCAAAUAGCUUUAUCUGCUUUAAUAGUUGCUGUUGAGAGGAGCCAGGAAGCAAGGAGGACUGUGAUGGAGAAGGGUCUUGAGCUGAUGAGAGUCACUGCAACGAGGACAGCAAAGCAUCAGCAGGUUCAAGAAGCUCUGGCAAAAGCUUUGGAAUUGCUCUCAACUGAGGACAUGCAUUUAUCUCUUGAAGAAAGUCAAAAGUGGUCUAGUAUAUUGCUUUCUUGGGUUUUUGGAAAAUCUUCCUCCAAUGCAAUCCUAUCCUCUGCCAUAAGAAUUCUUUCAUGCAUUCUUGAAGCCCACGGCCCAUCUACUGUUCCAAUUUCUCAAGGAUGGUUAGCUCUUCUGCUAAAUGAUAUCCUGAUUUCCUGCAAGGCAUCAUCUAUUAAAGGAGGCACUCAGCCUAAGAGUAACAAAGUAAAGACUCAGAUCGAUCAGUCUAACAUUCUUUCAGCCGCACAGACUGUUAAUCAAUUAGCAGUUGCAGUCGUUAAUCUGGCUGGCAAUCAGUUGGCCGAUUCUGUCGAUACCUUCCUACUGGCAGAUCUUCUUUCUCUUGAACCUUUUGCUGGACCAUUUAAAAAUCUAAAGAAAGAUAAUCCUCCAAAGUUUGAUGUUGCAGAUUCUGCAUUGGCAACCCUCAAGGGGAUCAAAGCACUGACUGAAAUUUGUGUUGAAGAUUCUUUAUUACAGGAUAAAAUUACUGAUUUGGGGGUCCUAUGUUUGCUAAGACGCUCUUUGUUACGUGAUGAUUAUGAGAAACUUGCUGCAAUAGAGGCUUAUGCUGCAUCUAGAGCGCCUGAGGCCAAAGAAAGGGUUUCAAGUAAUGCUGGUGAGUCAUCACCUUCAAAAACAAACAAUCCAUCUAGCGUCCGAGUCCCACCUACUGCUCACAUUCGGAAGCAUGCAGCUAGACUGUUAACCAUUCUUUCACUCCUUCCAAAAGUCCAGAAAGUCAUUGCAGCUGAUGAAACUUGGUGUAAAUGGCUUGAGGAUUGUGCUAGUGGGAAGAUAUCAGGCAUCAGUGACCUUAAGAUACAAAGUUAUGCUAGGGCCAUUCUGUUAAAUGUAUUUUGCAAUCAGCGAAUUGGUAUUGACUCAGUAAAUAGUGUUCCUGAAACUAGUAGCAGAGAGGGAACAAGCAUUUGCCCACGUUAUGAUGACAUGAUAUUCUUAAUUAACCCUGAACUUCCCCAUUGGAAGUGUCCUGGAAAAGACCAAUCCUCUGUUCAGAAAGACAAGUCUCUUUUGAGUGAGGUUGAUUCCAUGAACAGUGAUAGGACAACUGUAACCCAAGUUUCAGAUGUUGCUGACUCAUCCAGUUCUUUUAAUGUAUCUAAUAAUGAUUCCGAAUCAGAGAUUCCUCAAAUGGAUAUUGUCUUUGUACAUGGGCUACGUGGUGGGCCUUAUAAAACUUGGCGCAUAGCUGAGGACAAAUCCUCAACUAAGUCUAGCUUGGUAGAGAAAAUUGAUGAAGAAGCAGGGAAGCUUGGGACAUUUUGGCCAGGUGAAUGGCUUUCAGCUGAUUUUCCUCAAGCUCGCUUGUUUUCCCUGAAAUACAAGACAAACUUAACACAGUGGUCCGGAGCUUCCCUGCCUCUUCAGGAAGUUAGCUCCGUGCUACUAAAGAAGCUGGUUGCUGCAGGCAUUGGGAAUCGGCCUGUUGUUUUUGUGACGCACAGCAUGGGAGGUCUGGUGGUCAAGCAGAUGUUACAUAAAGCAAAGGCAGAAAAUAUGGAGAACCUUGUGAACAACACCAUUGGAGUUGUGUUCUAUAGCUGCCCACAUUUUGGCAGCAAGCUUGCUGAUAUGCCCUGGCGAAUGGGCCUUGUGUUACGUCCGGCUCCAACUAUUGGGGAACUGAGAAGUGAUUCUCCACGACUUGUAGAACUUAAUGACUUUCUUCGUCACCUUCAUAAGAAACAGAAGCUCCAAGUCCUUAGUUUCUCUGAGACCCAGGUCACACCAAUUGUUGAAGGCUAUGGUGGAUGGGCCUUACGUAUGGAAAUCGUGCCAAUUGAAUCGGCCUAUCCUGGAUUUGGUGAACUUGUUGUAUUAGAGUCAACAGAUCAUAUAAAUUCAUGCAAACCGCUCAGCCGCUCUGAUCCUUCAUACACAGAAACAUUAGAAUUCUUGCGUAAACUUAUAGCUCAAUAUACAUGAAGAGAAAUUUAGUCUUAUACUCAGCAAUAGGCAUCAUUUCUCUCUCUCUCUCUCUCUUUUUAAUCUUAAUGAACUUCAUAGUCAUAGAUACCGGAGUUAAUUUGAUUUUUGCUUGGAAGCUGGCGGAAUCAAAUAUUUCAUUCAGGAGCAAAUCGGCUGUGGAUCAGAUAACUAACCUUUAGGAGGCGUUUGGAUGGACGUUUGAUGGUUUUUGAUUUAAUAAACAUUUAUCAUAGGCAUGAUAAUUAUUGCGUUUUUUUUGAACAAAAACGUAGUAUUUGACACUUAAUUUUUACUGCGAGUCUUUGAAUAGAAUUGCAAUAUUUUUUUUCAUCUAUUUGACUUGAUAGUUUUUGAUUUAAUGAACAUUUAUUAUGGGUUUGUCGGUUAAUAUAUAUUUUUGUAA
Molecule: messenger RNA, 4223 nt
Organism: Durio zibethinus
Lineage: Eukaryota; Viridiplantae; Streptophyta; Magnoliopsida; Malvales; Malvaceae
Product: alpha/beta-Hydrolases superfamily protein
Source: RefSeq, a predicted model, not a curated record